AUGUCAAAAUUCAAUAAUAAUAAUAAUAAUGAUAAUAAUAAUAAUAAGGAAGCACGCAUUUCAAAUGUUGGUGAAGAUGAGGAUGAGAAUUUAACAACAACAACAACAACAGAAACAAUUGAAAAACCGUCCGAAUCUCAAUUACUUUCUUGUCCGUCAUCAUUAUCGUCUUCCCUAUCAUUGUCCUCUUCGUCCUCAUCCUCAUCAUCAUCUUCCUCAUCUGCAUCAUCUUCCUCGUCGUCGAUCUCUUCAUUAACAAGAUCAAAGAAUCUUUUUAAUUCGGAACGUUCUCCUUCGGUUCCACCCACGUCCCCUCCGGGAAGUAGUUGCGAAUCUCCAAUUCCAAAGCUUAGAUUAAAUACGAGUUUAGCCACUGAUCCAGCUCUUAGAUCUGAUGUCAUGACUGUUAAAACGGAAAAUAAUAAUAAUAAUAAUAAUAAUACGGAAACGGGAAAGGGACCACAUUCUGCUAUCGAAAUGGAGUAUCUGACUCAGGUUCCAUCAGCUUUUCAACACGUACUUGCAACUGCCAAUCGUUUAUUUCCGUCAACACAAAUCUCUGAAAAAGAUGCCUUCAACAUGCCAAAGACUAGAAAACAAGAUUCUGGAACUGUGGUCAUUGAAAGUCGAGCAGUUCCAGUGUUUAUGUGCACACCAUGCGGUAUUCGAUUUUCAUCGGCGAGCACAUUAGAAGCUCAUCAAACCUAUUAUUGUUCUCAUCGGGUUCAAUCAAAAGGUCGGGGAGAAAGCGAUGGAGAUGAUCCAAAAAGUCCACACAACGCUAACGACGAUAGUGAAGUUUCUGGGAAAAUUUUACGAACGGGAAAACAAUAUAGUUGUCCUCAUUGUUCUUAUAGCGCUGAUAAAAAAGUUAGUUUAAAUAGACACAUGAGAAUGCAUUCAUCUUCUCCCGCUUCACAAGUAUCUGUUCCACUUCCUGUACCUGCAAUAUUGCCUUCUUCUCUCCAAAAUGGAAUCGAUUCGUCGGGAAAUAAUUCCUCACCGCUCGUAGACAGAUAUUGUCAAGACUGCGAUAUAAGAUUUUAUUCCGUCAAAACUCUCAAAGCCCAUAAAAUGCAUUAUUGUAGUUCACGAUAUGGGAAAAAUUCUUCACCGACUAGUAAAAAUUCUUCUGCUUCCACGUCUCCCACUGCAUCACAAAUAUUUUCCCCGGAACCUUCUUGUCCGAAAAAAAUGGGACAGUCCGGGGAACAACCGUUUUUGCUCCUUCGAACGAAUCCGGUUCUUAUAGUUCCCUAUUCGCUCCUUCAAAGUGCCAGUAUAUUUACGGGUACCUCACCAAAUUUUUCAUCUCAAGAUUCUCCAUGUAUACUAAUGCCUAAUGGAACGUUGCAACCCAUGUCAAAUCUAGUCUCUCAGUUAACUAAUGGAAAAGAUCUAGGUAAAAAUUAUAGUUCGUCGGCCAAACAAAAAGUACGAGACGAAUCUCCACCGGCAAAAAGUUCGAGAACGAAAUUGGAUUCUACUCCAUUAGAUUUGAGCGUAAGAAAAGUUUCAGACAACAAAGAAUCCCAUGUUAUAAACAUGGAAGAUGAAAAAGAAAAUGUUUUUUCAACAAAUCCCGAUCACGAUGAAUAUCCUUCGACUGUUAAUGUCAUGCACGGUAACGCGGUUUCGUCAGAAAAAUAUGGAGAAGAUAGAAAAGAAUUAGAUUUAAGGCGUCCUAGAACUUCAUCACCGAAUCAUUCGCCAUCUUCUAAUCCAAAAAAAUCACCGAGACGAACUCCAAACGGUUUGAAUGGCGGUGUACCGAUCGAAAGUGGAAAAUCUAAAGACGGGAGAAGAGAAUCAAAUUCCGAUUACCAAUAUUGUUUUUCCGAACCUUCUAAAAAAAAUUCCAUGGAUGUAAAGUCUUCGGGAUUGUCUUAUCCUCUCAAUCCCUCACAAUUUCCUCUUUUACUUUCUGGCACUACCUCUGAAUUUUUCAAUCAGGCUUCCGCUCUGCCAUUGCUCACAACCGAUCUUGGCGUGCGAAAUCUAGCGGGCGGUCAAUCAAUUACCGAAUCUCCAUCACAGGUUUUAGUCAAACAGGGAGUUUCAAAAUGCCAAGAGUGCAAUAUUGUAUUUUGUAAACAUGAAAAUUAUUUAGCUCAUAAGAAACAUUAUUGUUCAUCUCGUUUGCCGGACGUGGCUUCAGAUGAAAAUUCCAGAACUAGUCCCGUUACGUCAAAAUCACCAGGGAAUGUAACCCAAACAACAAAAGAAUCUUCCACAGAAAAUCCAAAAACACGAAUUAGUAGUAGUCCGAUUCCAAUAAAACCUCCAACCAUGCAAUAUCAAUUUAUUUGCGUUGCAUGCAGCAUUUCAUUCACUUCUCUCGAUAAUCUCACAACACAUCAAACGUACUAUUGCACGAAAAAGACAAAUGAUGAGAAAUUAAAAAAAUGUGGAAAAUGCAAGGUUUUAGUUAACGGGGAUCAUCAUUGUGGUUCGUGCCUCAAUUCCAUUGUCACAGGUUGGAAAUGUCCAUGUUGUGACGUAAUAAGUCCAACAGCAUCUGCUGCUCAGAAACAUAUGGACACACAUCAAAGCGUUCGAGCUUUUCGUUGCACGAUAUGCAAGUACAAGGGUAACACACUUAGAGGAAUGAGAACCCAUAUAAGAGUGCAUUUUGAUAAAAAAAAUGAUUUUCAGGAAGAAAAGUUUAUAACUUGUAUUUUGGAUCAAGAUGGAGAAAAAACACGACAGCAAAAUCAACAACAACAGCAGCAACAACAACAAAAUCAAACAAACGAAACUUCCGACGAUGGUAAAAGUUCUCAAGUUGUUGUCAAAGAAGAAACUGCCGGAGUAGAAGAUGAAUUUGUAGAAGUUGAUGUUGUCGAUCCUCUAUUUCGAAUUCCGGACGAGGAAGAACACAUCGUGGAAGAAACAGUUAAAUCCUCAUCAUCGACAAUAUCAUCAUCAUCAUCAACAUCAUCAUCAUCGAAUAAUAAAACAGGAAGAAAAAUAAAUUAUUGCGAAUCCUGCGAUAUUUCGUUUAAUUAUUUGUCCUCUCUAAUUGCUCAUAAAAAAUUUUAUUGUAGUGCAACAUCAACCGAAUCGGAAACUCAUGGAAAUACAUCGAGAACAACUCCCGAAACUUCCGUUUAG
This is a messenger RNA of Pediculus humanus corporis (human body louse), 3114 nucleotides long. RefSeq names its product zinc finger protein ush, putative. Gene Ontology annotation, molecular function: RNA polymerase II-specific DNA-binding transcription factor binding. Gene Ontology annotation, cellular component: nucleus. The record is from RefSeq and is a predicted model, not a curated record. The coding region runs from base 1 to 3114 and encodes 1037 amino acids. Lineage: Eukaryota; Metazoa; Arthropoda; Insecta; Psocodea; Pediculidae. Gene Ontology annotation, biological process: heart development; negative regulation of transcription by RNA polymerase II; cell differentiation. The transcript has 9 exons.